Xiphophorus hellerii (green swordtail) is the source of this 5191-nucleotide messenger RNA. RefSeq names its product histone-lysine N-methyltransferase, H3 lysine-79 specific-like. The record is from RefSeq and is a predicted model, not a curated record. The transcript is spliced from 10 exons. Lineage: Eukaryota; Metazoa; Chordata; Actinopteri; Cyprinodontiformes; Poeciliidae. The annotation marks the transcript as partial.
CUUGAAAGAAGACAAACAAAAACCACAGUCAAACAGCAGCGCGUACGGAAAACAGAGGAACAAUUUCGUCCCUUAACUUCAUCCUGCGUUGAAUUGUAUGACCGCGUGAAGACACGAGGUACAUCAACUAUGGAUACGACUAUUGAGGCCGCCCAGAGCGAAGACCUGCCUACAAAGCCAUCUCUGCCUCCCAAACCCAGUUUCACUCCCAAACCGUUCUCUCUGCAAAAAAACAGCACAAUUCGCUCCAUCAAAGCUCCAAAGACUGUUCCCAAAACCGUUCCUACACCUACGUCAGAAACAAGUCAGACCAAAAACUUAGAGACAAAAAGUUCCCCGACCACCACUGUAACUACCCCUGCUAAAAAACUGCCUCAACCCAUCAGUUCUCCAGAGACUGCUCUCAAAACCGCUCCUACAGCUAAGCCAGAAACAAGUCAGACCGAAAAAUCAGAGACAAAAAGUCCCUUGACCACUACCUUGACCAUCCCUACUGAGGAACUGUCUCAGCCUAUCAGUUCUUCAGAGACUGCUCCCAAAACUGCUCCUACACUUAAGUCUGAAACAAAUCAGAUAAAAAAAACAGAAACAAUAACUCCCACAACCACCAAAGUGAGCAUCCCUACUGAGGAACUGUCUCAGCCUAUCAGUUCUCCAGAGACUGCUCUCAAAACUGCUCCUACAGCUGAGCCAGAAACAAGUCAGACCAAAAAAUCAGAGACAAGAAGUCCCCGGACCACUGCUGUGACCUUCCCUACAGAGGAACUGUCUCAACCCAUCAGUUCUUUAGAGACUGUUCCCAAAACAGCCCCUAUACUUAAGUCUGAAACAAAUCAGAUUGAACAAUCAGAGACAGAAAAUCCUACUGCUGUGACCAUCCCUGCUAAAAAACUGCCUCAACCCACUUCAGCCUCAGCUACCAAACCACAGCCUGCAAGUGUGCUGCCUAAAUCUCAACCAGAAGCAUCGAAAACAAGUGAAGCACUUCAACAGAUUGAGAACUGUCUUGGUUCUGAGACAGCUGCUCUGGAUCCAGCUACCGAAACAACUCCAACUAAAGAGGAACAAAAGUCAGAACCAGCGCAGAAGGACACCAUCCAAACAAAUCACAAACCACCCACCAUUGCUGUUGCUAGCUCAGAGCAGAAAGAUGGAGAGGAGAAGCAAAGUGACACUCCAGUUUCUGUCAGCCAAAAUAUGGAAGAGUCAAGCAGCAACGGUUCCUCUACAAACGAUUCAUUUUACCAGCGGGGAAGCGUAAGGAAGCGUCUGCCUAAGUCGCUCACCUCAAAGUUCGAGUCAGGCGGGAUCCCUUUGCCCCGUCAGUCUUUCAGGGCCAUUCCCAAACCCAUCACCAAAGACGAAUCCAAUAAACCAGAAUCUUCUGACACGCAGCUUGUUCACGCAACACCAGAGCCUGCGAUCAAAGAGAGUGAUACUGAUGCAGUGGAAUUUACCAGCGGGAACAGCAUUAAGAAGAGAAUCAGUCUCCUGUUUGACUCUGUGUCAAAGCCGGAGGUCACGACCAAGAGAGAGGAGCCAGAAAUAACAAAUGGGAUCGGAGGUGUGAAGGAGCAGAUCAAAAACUGGGCGUCAGAAACAGUUCCAGAGGAUCAGAAGGUCGAGACGAGUCCUCAGGCUGCAGACGGAGUUUGCUCCAAGGGGUUGACGCCGGAAACACCAAGAGUGGAAGUUCCUGCAGUGGAAGAGACACCCACCCAGCCAGUGGACUCACGUUCAACAGUAUCCUCAUCCACAGGGAGUCAAAUUGAACCACCAAAGGAGGAACCAUUCAAAGAUAAACCCUUAGAGAAUGCAACAGAGACUCCAGCAGAGACUGACAAAUCAAAGGAAGAUGAUGUCCAGGUGCAGAGCAACCACUUGGCUGCUGCUGAUGAGAAAAACUUGGCCGAACUGAAGAGGAAGAAGAUGAAGAAUCGUCGCUCUGUUCGCUUCGGAACUGUGGUGGCAGAUGACGGUACACCUCCAGUGGUGCUGGGCCCGGAGCCUGAAUCCAGUGAAGAUGAAAAACAAGAAGAGAAUGCUGAGGUUGAAAGCAAGGGAAAAGGGGAGGACAGCGUUUCGAUGCCCGUCUACAAAAGAGUCGGCAUACUCCAGAGGAAGGACGACGUGACCCAAAGUCAAGAAACUCUGAAGCACCAGCAGAAGGAGGAGGAGAGUGAACAUCCAAGAUCUAAGAUGGAAGAAGAGUUAAAACAAAUAAAAGAUGAAGAAGCGAGGGAGAAAGAGAAGGCAAGAGAGGAUGAAUUGGAGAGAAAACGAUUAGAGGAAGAAAGAAGAGAAAUAGAAAGACUUAGAGAACAGGUUGAAAAAGAAAGGCAAAUGGAGCUGCUGAGACAAAAACAGGUAGAGGAGGAAAGAGAGAGGGAAAGAGUGAGGCUGGAGGAAGAGCAGAUGAAAGAGGCAAGAAUGAGGGAAGAAAGAGAAAGACAGUGGCAGAAAGAUGAGGAGGAACGACUGAAAUUGGAAGAAGAAAAAAGACAGAAGGAAAAGGAGGAGAGAAAAAGAAGAGAACUUGAGGAGCAAAGACAGAAGGAGCUGAAAGAUGAAGAGGAAAGACUAAAAUUGGAAGAAUAUCAAAGACAGAAGGAAAAGGAGGAGAGAAGAAAAUAUGAGCAAAGAUUGAUGGAGCUGGAGAGUAUGAGAAAGGAAGAAGAGGAGAAACUCAGACAAGAAGAGCUGGAAAAAGAAAAGUUAAGACAGGAGCUGGAGAGGGAGCAAGUCAGAAGGCAGGAAGAGAAGGAGAGGCUGAGACAGGAGGAUGAGGAGAGAAAAAGGAGAGAGCUGGAGAGGAAGAUGCAGCAAGAAAAAGAGGAGGAGAGGAAGAGAAAAGAGGAAAUAAAGUUACAGAUGGAAAAAGAAAGGGCAGAAGAGCUGAAGAAAAAGAUGGAAGAGAGUCAACCAAGAGCAGAGGAGAAUGACAAAAGAGAGGAAAAGCUAAUCAAUUUUGAUGCAGAAGAGCCUCCAGCUUCCCCCUCUUCACACGUCUCAAAGAACACAGAGGGCCUCAGCGAUGUCGUUUAUGAUGACUUCUCGAUCCAGAACCCUGUGCUCGACGUAGACUUUGAUGACUUUUCUGUCAAACCCAGGAGACGGACUUUCCAGCCUAGGCGGGAAACUGCUCCCAUCAGCAGCGACUGGAGAGUUGAACCUCUGAGGAAAGACAACCUACUGGUGUCCUUCAACAGUGAACCUCAAGAAGCUCAGCAAGAAAACGUACCAAAGCAACCAGAAACACUGUUGGUUUCCACCCCAGCCCCAGAGAGCCCAGAGGAAGAGAAGGUUAAGAGGUUGUUGGCAGAGUUUGGUGUGAAGGAAGAGGCAGAUGAAGAGGCAGAGAACCCAGUGGUGGACCAGCCUGUAGAGAUGAAGGAGGAGCAGGAGAUGGAGAAUGGGGCAGAAAUGAAAAACAAGGGUGAAGAAAAGGACAACAAAGAGCAACAGGUUAACAGCUACAUCACAAAUGAUGAGGACAAACUCAUUCGGACUUUGUUGGACAAUGAGCAGGAUGGGAUUUCUGAACAAACGUCCGGCCCUGACAGUCCAACUCCUGUCCCUGACCCAGACCCUGAUGCCUCUGAAGAUCUGGAUGAUACCAAUUCUCAAAGAGAGUUGGAUUUAGAUGCAGUCUGUGAGAACUCUGCCCCUCUGCUUGACAACAGCUCACAAAAAUCAAAAGCAGUUUUAGGAAGGAGGCUAACACGAACGCGUCCAUCUCGCUCUCUCAGAUUAAUGUCGGCUGAAGCUGCCAGAGUACAAUCGAGUGUCUAUAAUGAUGAAAAAGACAAUCAGUCAGACUCAGUAGAGGAACCACCUAAAUCAAAGCCAGUUUAUUCUUCUCCGCCAUCUACUCAGAGGGUUCCCAUGUUUCCAGGACUGAGCCCCGCAGAUCUACUUAUUGGACUAAAAAAGAAAACCGGUGGCGUGGCAGCUGAAGCAGAAGAGGGAUCAGCAGAAGACAGAGGAGAACAAGAGACCGAAAGUCAAAAUAAGAAAGUCGCUCCAUCUCCAUCGGAGGUCUCAGGAUCUCCUCGCGUGGCGGCUCAUCUCGUAGGAGCUACACGAGUUCUGCCCCCUGCAGUCAGUAAAGACGGAGGGCUUUGGCCUAAGAAGCGGAUGACUCAGCAGAAUGGUGAAACUUAACCAGACAUAAGAGACACAACUUUCACACUCUUCAGCGGGAAUUGGAUCAUUUCAGCUCCUUGCUGAUGGCAGAUAUAAUGAUGAUUGCUCCAUUCUGCACUUUGAGUGCCUUACUUUGGAUCUUUCCUGAGAGAAAAGAAAUUGUGCUUUGUUUCUGGACACAGAGGCAACAUUGACCUUUUGUAUGUUAUAAAUGGAAUAUGGUGCCAUGGCUGUGCGCAGAGGCUGUUGAAUGUUACUGCCAAGUAAAUAUUUCUCCAAGCACUGUCUGAGAGCUCUGUGGAUGUUUGAGUGUACUUUAGUGCAAAGCCAUUCUGUGUCUUAAUCUGUGAAUGUGAAAUCCAUCAUAGAGGCACUACACCUCAUCAGAAUACUGAUUAUGCUUAUUACAAUAAGGCACUUUUCAGUCUUUUUACCUAAUCUAACAUGUACCACUAACUGUCUUUACAGGAAAUCUACUACUAAAUCCAAUGCUUUAACUGUUACGGACCUCCUCAGAAGACGACGUGCAGAUCCAGACAUAAAUCCUUACACUUACUAUAAACAUCCUCACACAACAUAGAUACUAAGACACAAAUGGCAAAAGCAUAGAAAUGUACAGAAUCACUAAGUGGAUGUGUGUUUUUAGUUUACGUUGCACAGAUUAUUUUUAUAUCCUAUCACAAUUCUUCUCAAGGAAAGUUUGAAGCACUUUAACAAAAAUAUUACCAUAUUUGCACCCAUGCAAUAGAAUUUGAGCAAUAGCGAAAUCAUGUUUGAAUUUAUUUUUGCAGAGAAUUUAGUUUUUCUUGUGUUUUGUUACAACAUUGUCAGUUUCACAUUCUGUAGUUCUAUUUCUUUCUCUGGGGACAAUAACAGAUUCAGGAAGUGUGCAUGUUAUAUGUGUAUGUAUGUGUUCAGGAUUGUAAAACUUAGAAAACCAUGUGCCUUUUUUACUACUGGAAAAUUGUGACCAUUUUGGUCUUCAUAGUGUAUGUUCAAUGGAAAAUUGAGGGAACUUUAAUAAAAGUUUUUCUUUUCUAUGAAA